GAACGUCGGAGCGAGCACAUCAACGUGGGUAGAAUAGCGCGAAUAGUCAUGCAGUUACGAUAAGAUGUGCGCCGAGCGAAAACAAAACAAUGAUGAAAUUCGGCUGUAACAUAUAAAACAAAAUUAAGUAUCUCGAAGUGAAGUGAUCUUUGUAUUUCUAUCUCGCAAAAUAACCGAUUGAAUGCCACGCAAUAUUAUCUGCAUUGUGACAGUGGAAAAUUUACCCCCUUCUACGGCGAAUAGAAAUCGAACUCAUAUCUCUGAAGUCUCUCGCAUUUCCAUCUGGUUUCUCCCCUGCUAAUGCCAAACUAAUUAUAUUAGAGCCGAGCGCGUGUCCCCCUUCGGAUCGAAAAAGUGCUAAUCAACCGCGGCCACCUAAAGACGAUUCCCGGUCACCAAACAAGUCUUCUGUAAUUCAACAUUCUAUAUAGUGCAAUUUAAAUCCAAUCAGUGCAAUAACCUGCCAACAGCAUGCAGUCGAUGAAAGCUGAUGAACUGCCGGCGAAUCCGCGGGAACGUGCCAACCCCCUCUCCUCUCUCAUGUUUUGUUUUGCCAUGCCCGUAUUAUUUAAAGGGCGGAAAAAGACUCUGGAGCAAAAGGAUCUAUAUCGGGCCCUCAAAGAACACAAAUCGGAUUCCCUGGGAGAUCAACUGUGUGCAGCCUGGGAUGAGCAGGUGGCCAAAAAUGAAACACCACGUUUGGGUCGCGCCCUGAUAAAAGUAUUUGGGUUUAAGCUGUUUCUCACGGGGUUAUCUCUGUUUGUCCAGGAAUUCUUAACCAAAAUUACUCAGCCCAUUUGCUUGUUUGGGGUGAUGGCCUACUUUGCCGGCAAUGAUCCGGAUCGGGCGAAGGCCCAGCUUUAUGCAGCGGGUCUUAUAGCUGGAUCCGUAUUUAGUGUAGUUAUAGGUCAUCCCUAUAUGUUAGGCUUACUUCAUCUGGGUAUGAAGAUGCGCGUCGCCCUCAGUAGCCUCAUCUAUCGAAAAGCUCUUCGCCUGAGUAGAACUGCUCUAGGUGACACAACAGUGGGUCAGGUGGUCAAUCUUUUAUCCAACGACGUGGGUCGUUUUGAUUCGGUUCUGAUCAACGUUCACUACUUAUGGAUAGCUCCUCUAGAGCUGAUUGCAGUCACCUACCUGAUGUACCUUGAGAUCGGCGUAUCUUCCUUUUUUGGGGUCGCGAUAAUGCUAUUGUUCCUGCCCUUCCAAUCCUACCUCGGCAAGCGGAUCAGCGUGCUGCGCCUGCGCACCGCUUUGCGGACGGACGAACGCGUUCGGAUGAUGAACGAGAUCAUCUCGGGUAUCCAGGUUAUUAAGAUGUACGCCUGGGAAAAACCAUUUGGCAAGGUGGUAGAGCUGACCCGCUUCAAUGAGAUGCUGUGCAUCAAACAAGUCAACUACAUCCGCGGCAUCCUCAUCUCGUUUGCCAUGUUCCUGUCGCGCAUCUUCACCUCCUCCAGCCUGAUUUCCUUUGUCCUGCUGGGGAAUGUCCUGAAUGCCGAGAGGGCCUUCUUCGUCACUGCCUACUAUAAUAUCCUCCGACGCUCGGUGACCAUGUUCUUCCCGCAAGGCAUCUCUCAGUUUGCCGAGCUACUGGUUUCCGUUCGGCGGUUGGAGACGUUCAUGCAUCGACCAGAGACGCAGGUCAGUGAUAAGUCGAAGAUCAUUAGUCCGAUCACGAAGGAAGAGUCCCUAAAUGGAGACAGUCCUAAGAGGAAUGGCCUCUCGGAGAAUCUGAUUGAGUUCAGCCAGUUCAAGGCCCGUUGGGAGAGCCAUUCGGUGGACCCGACGCUGGAGGACAUCAAUCUGCAGUUGGGAUCUCGUAAGUUGGUGGCUGUCAUCGGUCCCGUUGGCGCUGGCAAAUCCAGCUUAAUCCAAGCCGUACUAGGCGAGCUGCCGGCGGAAAGUGGCAACCUGAGGGUGAAUGGAAGUUACUCGUAUGCAGCCCAGGAGCCGUGGCUUUUUACGGGCACUGUGCGCCAAAACAUCCUGUUUGGCUUGGAGUGGGACAAGCAUCGCUAUCGCACCGUGGUGAAGAAGUGCGCCCUGGAGAGGGACUUUCAACUGUUGCCCUUUGGUGACAAGACCAUCGUGGGCGAAAGGGGAGCUUCUCUCUCUGGCGGACAAAAGGCCAGGAUAAGUUUGGCCCGAGCUGUUUACCGAAGAGCUGAUAUCUAUCUGCUGGAUGACCCACUCAGCGCUGUGGAUACCCACGUUGGGCGACACUUAUUCGAUCAGUGUAUGCGCGGUUAUCUUAAAAGCGAGCUCGUGAUAUUGGUCACCCACCAGCUGCAGUUCCUGGAGCAAGCCGACCUUAUAGUUAUUAUGGACAAGGGUCGCAUUAGCGCAAUGGGCACGUAUUCAUCGAUGAAACGCAGUGGGCUGGACUUUGCGCAACUAUUGACUUCGCCCAACGAAAAGGAUGAAGAGUUCGACGAGGGCGAUGGGUCAGGUGGAGAUGGACUAAACCUCUUAAACGUACCCACGCUGAGCAGAAGGAAUAGCAAGAACAGUAAGCCGAGCACUCGAAACAACAGCUUCACCUCCUUAAGUUCCGUGGCGGAGUCAAUGGCCCAGGAGGAAGCUCAGCAGCUGCAGGAGGCGCGAGUUGAGGGCAAGAUCGGUCUUGGACUGUACAAGGAAUACCUGACAGCCGGAAGCAGUUGGUUUAUGCUCUUCUUCGUGAUCUUCCUCUGCCUGGCCACUCAAAUCCUCAGCUCAGCAGCGGACUACUACUUAUCCUAUUGGGUGGACAAAAACGUGUACGAUAAGACAGAAAGUAUGUCAAAUUCAGAGGAUAUGUAUUACUUCGCUGCCCUCAAUUUGGCCGUAGUCGUAUUCACCAUCGUGCGCACAAUGCUCUUCUAUAAGAUUGCGAUGCGCAGCUCCACACAGCUGCACAAUGCCAUGUACCAGGGCAUUACAAGGGCGGCGAUGCACUUCUUCAAUACGAAUCCCUCGGGGCGAAUUCUCAAUCGCUUCUCGAAGGACCUCGGCCAGGUGGACGAAUUACUGCCCUCUGUAAUGCUGGAUGUGGUGCAAAUUUUUCUUACUCUACUGGGUAUUAUUGUUGUGAUUUGCGUUACUAAUCCAUACUACCUCAUUUUGACGUUAGCCUUGGGUUUUAUCUUCUACUAUAUCCGGGAGUUUUACCUGAAGACAUCGAGAGAUGUGAAACGAUUGGAGGCGGUGGCCAGAUCACCGAUAUACUCUCACCUAAGCGCCACGAUUAAUGGCUUGCCCACAAUCCGAGCUUUGGGAGCUCAAAAGGAACUCAUUGCGGAAUUCGACAAUCUGCAGGAUUUGCACAGUUCCGGGUACUACACAUUUUUGUCGACGAAUCGUGCCUUUGGUUAUUACCUGGAUUGCUUCUGCACAUUGUAUAUUGUGAUCAUCAUCCUCAACUACUUUAUAAACCCACCGAAAAGCUCUGGAGAAGUGGGCUUGGCCAUCACUCAAGCGAUGGGCAUGACUGGAAUGGUGCAAUGGGGCAUGCGGCAAUCGGCGGAGCUGGAGAAUACGAUGACCGCGGUGGAGCGAGUGGUGGAGUACGACGAGAUCGAACCGGAGGGCGAGUUCGAGUCCCGCGAGGGAAAAAAACCAUCACCCAAUUGGCCCGAAAAGGGUGAAAUUGUGACGGAGGAUUUGUGCCUGCGCUACUUCCCCGAUCCGCAGGCCAAGUAUGUCCUGAAGGCCCUUAAUUUCCGUAUCCGGCCCUGCGAAAAAGUGGGCAUCGUUGGCCGAACUGGAGCUGGCAAAUCGUCGUUGAUCAACGCGCUCUUCCGACUCUCCUACAACGAGGGCAUCAUCACCAUCGACGAGAGGGACACGGCUGAUAUGGGGCUCUUUGAUCUGCGCAGCAAGAUAUCCAUCAUACCCCAGGAGCCGGUGCUCUUCUCGGGCAGCAUGCGCUACAAUCUCGAUCCCUUCGAGGAGUAUAACGAUGCCAAGCUGUGGGAGGCGCUGGAGGAGGUGAAACUGAAACCCAUGUUUGCAGAACUGCCCAGUGGACUGCAAAGUAAGAUCUCCGAAGGCGGCAGUAAUUUCAGCGUGGGCCAGCGCCAGUUGGUGUGCCUGGCGAGGGCGAUUCUCCGGGAGAAUCGCGUUCUAGUCAUGGACGAGGCGACGGCCAAUGUGGAUCCCCAGACAGAUGCCUUGAUUCAGGCCACAAUACGAAGCAAAUUCCGGGACUGCACGGUGUUGACCAUUGCCCAUCGCCUGAAUACGAUUAUGGAUUCGGAUCGCGUGCUGGUCAUGGAUGCCGGUCAUCUUGUCGAAUUCGGUUCACCAUACGAGCUUCUCACCUCCAGCGAGACGAAAAUCUUCCAUGGCAUGGUCAUGGAAACUGGACAAAACAGCUUCGACAGCCUGCUCAAGGUCGCCGAAAAGGCCCAUCUCGAUGCACAGAAACCCAAAUCUGAGUAGACAAGGUAUAGGCUUAGUACGUUGAAAGCCAAAAAAGGUCUCGGCUGAAUGCGCUUUAAAAGUUUUACAUAAUCCAGCCAGCAGCAUUUAAGUUAAUUUUCUACUUAAAGUAUUAUGCCUUCGAGCCUUUCAUACUUAUAGGACUUAAAUCUUACCUGUGAAAUAAACAGCCCAACGAAUGGUUAAGUAUACAGAGUCUCAAAAAACUGGGCGAUUGUUGAUCAAAAAAUACAAAUAAAAUAAAUUUGAAUGAAAAAUUUGUAAAUCUUC
Molecule: messenger RNA, 4692 nt
Organism: Drosophila rhopaloa
Lineage: Eukaryota; Metazoa; Arthropoda; Insecta; Diptera; Drosophilidae
Gene: Mrp4
Product: probable multidrug resistance-associated protein lethal(2)03659
Exons: 8
Coding region: 472-4422 (1316 amino acids)
Biological process (GO): transmembrane transport
Cellular component (GO): membrane
Molecular function (GO): ATP hydrolysis activity; ATP binding; ABC-type transporter activity
Source: RefSeq, a predicted model, not a curated record